Molecule: messenger RNA, 780 nt
Organism: Dovyalis caffra
Lineage: Eukaryota; Viridiplantae; Streptophyta; Magnoliopsida; Malpighiales; Salicaceae
Source: the annotation of a GenBank genome assembly
AUGGAUCGGUACCAGAGGGUAGAGAAGCCAAGAAAUGAAACGCCGAUUAACGAGAAUGAGAUUCGCAUCACAACUCAAGGCAGAAUGAGGAACUACAUUACUUAUGCCACUACGCUCUUUCAGGAGAAAGGAUCUGAUGAAAUCUCUCUCAAGGCCAUGGGCAGAGCCAUAAACAAGACUGUGAUGAUUGCUGAAUUGAUUAAGAGAAGGAUUGCUGGUCUUCAUCAGAAUACAUCCAUUGGUUCUACUGAUAUAACUGACAUGUGGGAGCCACUGGAGGAGGGUCUUCUCCCCUUGGAAACCACUCGUCAUGUGUCAGUGAUAACAAUUACUCUAUCCAAGAAGGAACUGGAUACAUCCUCCACAGGCUAUCAAUCACCUAUUCCAGCUGAUCAAGUGAAACCACUCGCUGAAUAUGAUUAUGAAGGAGAGGGGGGCUCUCCUCGUAGGCAGGGGAGGGGGCGUGGUGGUCGAGGAAUGGCUAGAGGUAGAGGAAAUUAUAGCAAUGGAGUGCUGGAGUACAAUGGAGAUGGUGGCUGGGAUGGUGGGCGUGGAUAUGGUGGCAGGGGUAGAGGUCGUGGAAGAGGACGGGGUUAUCGUGGUCGUGGAAGAGGUUAUGGUGGUGCAUAUAUGCAACAACAGCCAGGUGGUUAUAACGACUAUGGUGGUGGAGCAUUUGUUGGCCAAGGCCGCGGGCGAGGACGUGGACGAGGCAGGGGUCGUGGGCGUGGGCGUGGCCGGGGUUUCAGACCAGAUGGUCCUGCCCAGGCAGCUGAGUGA